GUGGCGGACUGACUUGUCCUCGCCAUGUCUUCCCACAAGACUUUCAGAAUCAAGUGCUUCCUGGCUAAGAAGCAAAAGCAGAACUAUCCUAUUCCUCAGUGGAUUCAGAUGAAAACUGGCAAUAAGACCAGGUACAACUCCAAGAGGAGACACUGGAGAAGAACAAAGCUCGGUCUAUAAGGAUUCCUCUAAGAUGCGCACAUGUUUAUACUGGGAUAGACUGCUAGUAUUUUGAGUGAAGCACUGUUGUCUUGCACACUUGAUUAGGACCCCACUCGGCCUUGUAUCUCUUCCUGUCACCUGACUCAGUAAUAAUAAAUAUGUGAGCUAUUCAAAAAAUAAAAUAAAAUAAAAUACUUAACCACUACACAAGGCUCUGAUGCCAGCACCACAUGGGAAACACCGUGCGUACCACUGAAUGAGUUCCAUGGAGGGUAGAGGGGUACUCUGCUGUCUCUCCCUCCUUUCUGUCUCUCUCCCCUUCCUCUCUCUAAAAUAAGAAUG
Messenger RNA from Erinaceus europaeus (western European hedgehog), 504 nucleotides. Its product is annotated as large ribosomal subunit protein eL39-like. The coding region runs from base 25 to 180 and encodes 51 amino acids. The transcript has a single exon. Gene Ontology annotation, biological process: translation. Lineage: Eukaryota; Metazoa; Chordata; Mammalia; Eulipotyphla; Erinaceidae. The record is from RefSeq and is a predicted model, not a curated record. Gene Ontology annotation, molecular function: structural constituent of ribosome. Gene Ontology annotation, cellular component: ribosome; cytosolic large ribosomal subunit.